CGACGCAGCUAUCCUCUCCUCUCGUAUCAUCUUUCAUCCUCUUCAUAGCCCAAGAGUUUGUACACCGAAGCAACUGCAGAUCAGUUCGUGGUCAUCGCUGUGACAUGAUCAAAGAAGGGGACUACCAUUGCCUUCGUUGCCAAAAACGACAGGAAUAAGCUGCCACGAUGAGUGACACGGUCCAUUUGGGCACAGUCUACACCGGGUCGUCCUCCGGACGCGUGACCAAGCGACAAGGCGGGUCGCGACCGGUUGGGCCACACACUGUCGUCAUCAAGGUGACGCACUCGGGCAUCUGCUGGAGCGACAUGCACUUUCUGAAGGAAGAUGACAUGGUCCUCGGUCACGAGCCCGUUGGUGUCGUCGUGCAAGUCGGAUCUAAAGUCCGCCGCUUCAAGAACGGCGACCGCGUCGGGUGGGGCUGCAUCCACGACAGCUGCUUGAGCUGCACCGAUUGCGUCAAUGGAAAUGACCAGAAUUGCAGAUAUAAAAAAGCUUACGGUUCUCAUGACAGAGAUCAAGGCGGAUUCGGAGACACAGCCUGCAUAGAAGAAUCAUUUGUGCAUAAGAUUCCUGAUGGGCUACCCAUGGAAAAUGCAGCAGUCUUUCAAUGUGCAGGCGCUACGGUCGUUGGUGGUUUAGUUAACGCAGGCGUGCAGCCUUUCGACCGCGUUGCCAUCCUCGGCGUCGGAGGUCUUGGCCAUCUCGCCAUCCAGUUUGCCGCCGCGAUGGGAUGUGCGGUUAUUGCAGUCAGCGGAACCAUGUCCAAGAAGGAGGAGGCUCUGUCGCUCGGCGCGCACGAGUUCGUUUCCAUCAAAGACAAUCCAAGGUUCCAAGGAGUCAAGCCGGUCAAUCACCUUCUUGUCUGCAGCAGCGCACAACCUGACUGGAAGGCACUGUUUCGGUUCGUCAAGCCUCGGGGCACUGUGGUGCCGCUCUCGGUCGCCUUUGGAAAUUUCAAUGCACCGUACAGCGGCUUCCUCAGCAAGGAGCUGCGCGUAAUUGGCAGCCUCGUCUGUGGACGCGACGUGCAUGAGAAGAUGCUUGAGUUCGCAUGCCGUCACGGGAUCAUUCCGAUGAUCGAGCAGGUAAGCAUGACGGAGGAAAACUUAAACACAGCGAUGGACCGUCUCAAAAGGGGGGACGUACGGUAUCGUUUCGUCAUGGUCAACCCAACCAACAAGGGUCUGCUCGCCGAAAGCAAGUUAUGACGAGCACUGCUUUGCUUCAUCAUGGACGAGCGAGGCGGGCAUGAGGUGCUUCACUUUCAUUCGACGUCGGAUGGUCGAACUAUCAGCGGCAGGGAUCAAGCGCUGGCGUCUGGUGCUACACUUAUCAUAUUUAAAUGGAAAUGAGAGAGCCAGUGGGAACGCGAAAGCGAAGGAGCAGGGCGUAGAUCAAAACAAAGACGAAUCAGGAAACCAGGGAAAUGGAGAUAGAAGCUAACAUCCAGUAUGAAAGGGCCAGAGACAAGGCGGCUGCUGUAUUGCUCGUAUUGAGGGGGAGAAAGGUGUAAGAUGCAGGGAUCCUGACCUAGAAUGAGACAGUGUAGCUGGGUUGAAUACGCCUUCCCUGACGUAGCCAGAUGCUGGUGCAAAGGGAAGCAAUGAGUGUGAUAUUGAUGUGCAGCCAAGAGCCAACGCAGGCCCUUCCACUCGCUGCUGAGGUCACUGCAAUUGGAUUGACAUGC
Molecule: messenger RNA, 1690 nt
Organism: Tilletiaria anomala UBC 951
Lineage: Eukaryota; Fungi; Basidiomycota; Exobasidiomycetes; Georgefischeriales; Tilletiariaceae
Product: putative NADP-dependent alcohol dehydrogenase
Exons: 6
Coding region: 168-1211 (347 amino acids)
Biological process (GO): alcohol metabolic process
Molecular function (GO): alcohol dehydrogenase (NADP+) activity; zinc ion binding
Source: RefSeq, a predicted model, not a curated record